AUUCAAUCGCUGCCACAACCUCAGCAUCGAAGCCGCCGUAAUCGCACAGCAGCGCCGUGCCGUCGGUCAAAAUGAACGUCCAACUACCGCCCGUCGACUAUGCCACCAUGCCCGAAUGGCGGUGGCCAUCCUCGAAAUUCGGCAUCGACAUGACGACGCUAUUCACCGACAUCUACCGAGAGUACAACAUGGAGCCCUCCCCCAUCCAGCAGGCCGAAGCCUUCCACCACGACGUCUACGAGAUUGCGAACCGCGCAUCCACAAGGGAGGAGUUCUACCGCCUGCUCGGCGAGCGGAAAGAACAGCGCCUCAGGGAACUGAGAGACGCAUUUGAGUCCGUCGCAGGCGAGCUUACUGGCCGCCCGUGUUUGACCAACGACGAUGGUCUCUGGGCGUCCAUCGCACGCUUCACCCACCACCGGACCCUCGACAACCUCGUCGCGCACUUCGCCUCCUACAUCCCUGACGGCUACUUUGAAGAGCGCCAACGAACACUCGAUCGGAACUCUGCUAAACUGGCAAAACUUAUGGGCAAACCUUACCGCGGUAUCGACGCCGACGGCAACCGCGUUAACGGCACCAACCCGUACGAGAAGCCCGACUUGCCACAUCUCCCCCAAUCUUCUCUACCUCCGAUGCCGCCACAGAGCAGCUGGGGGCCCAAAAAGCACCAGCCUGGACAGAAGCUACACAUGCCGUCGCCGCCACGGAGCAGCUCGGGGGUUGAAGAUCAAACGUCUGAGCAGCAGCUGCCUGUCACGCCGCCGCCGCAAUCACCACCGCCGCGUCCCGCAGCCCGGACGAGGGACUCCGGGACCCAGACGAUGGAGGGCCGCGUGACCAAGAGGACGUCAGCACCACGCAGGACAGGCGGUGCUGCUGCCCCCAGGAGAAGGUCUCUUAGGGUAGCAGCACAGGCAGAAGGAUCGCGCGGUGGCAGCGGGUCAAGAUACAAUCUGCGAUCCAAACAAGGCGCGGGAACCACAGGGAGGACCCGCGAGCGGCGAGGUGUGGCAACCAGGGCCCGCCGAUAGAGCACGCGGACGUGGGGUUGGGAAGCGAAUGUUGUCGCGAGAGGGAAAAGGUCGGGAUUUGUGAUUUUGAAUGCAUUUGUCGGAGCAUUGCGUGGCGCUACUGGAUUGAUUGGAGCUGGGGGCUCAUUGGCGUUUUUGAUUUGGGUUACUUGGAUACCAGGUCGGUUUUCUUUAUAUCAAGUUGAUACCAGAAGUUAAGGGAGAUACCAGACUCUCAUGCCUCGGAACUACGGUUACUCCAGAGAGCAAAGCAGACAUAUAUCUCUGUUGUUCAUUCUAGGAAAUUCAUUGCCCAGUAGCUUGUGCCUUGCGCUACGGAACAAGAUGUACCAAUCAUUUCUUAGGCGGGCCGAGACGGGAAAGCUGAGGAAAGGAAUAGAAGCUAGGAAGUCGU
Gaeumannomyces tritici R3-111a-1 is the source of this 1428-nucleotide messenger RNA. RefSeq lists its product as hypothetical. The record is from RefSeq and is a predicted model, not a curated record. Lineage: Eukaryota; Fungi; Ascomycota; Sordariomycetes; Magnaporthales; Magnaporthaceae. Bases 72 to 1034 code for a protein of 320 amino acids. The transcript has a single exon.